AUCUCUGGAAACAACAAACAAACAAUCAUAACAUUCUGAAAAUCCACAAAUUUUGCCAUGGGACUCACAAUAUCCACCUUACUAACUCGUCUUUUCGCAAAGCAGUCUGUGAGGAUCCUGAUGGUCGGUCUGGACGCGGCUGGGAAAACCACGAUCUUGUACAGACUGAAACUGGGCGAUGUCGUCACAACCAUCCCUACCCUUGGGUUCAACGUGGAGACGGUGGACUACAAGAACAUCAGCUUCACAGUGUGGGACGUCGGAGGACAAGACAAGAUCAGGGUGUUGUGGAGGCACUACUUCGAGAACACCCAGGGACUCAUCUUCGUGGUGGACUCCAGCGACCGUGAUAGAGUGUCGGAGUGCGAGAAAGAGUUGACCAGCUUACUUCAGGAGGAUGCUCUCAGGGACAUCGUGUUGCUGAUCCUGGCCAACAAACAGGACCUUCCCGACGCGCUGAGUGCUGCUGAGUUGAGCCAGCUGUUGGGUUUGGACAAGCUGAAGAACAGAUGGAAGAUACAAGAGACUUGCGCCACGCAGGGCCGAGGACUCUACGAGGGUCUGGACUGGCUGUCCAAUCAGCUGGAGCAGUGACGUCAUUUACGUCAUUGUUUAUUACAAGUGUUUUGAAAACAAUUCUGUGGUCGCAAUAGUUGGUUAUAGGUGUGGUCUGUAUCUAGCAAUUUGUCAAAACGACGGACUGUCCUAUCAGCUGACUCAAUAGUGACGUCACUUUAUGGUUCUCACUAUUCCAUUAUUUAUUUAAUGUUUCCUACCACUAAAUAUAAUUGUACGAUUGUUCAUCUGUGAUUGUAGACAUCGAUGUUGAUUGUCACUACC
Messenger RNA from Macrosteles quadrilineatus (aster leafhopper), 840 nucleotides. Its product is annotated as ADP-ribosylation factor 2-like. NCBI's taxonomy places the organism in Eukaryota, Metazoa, Arthropoda, Insecta, Hemiptera, Cicadellidae. Gene Ontology annotation, molecular function: GTPase activity; GTP binding. Bases 58 to 594 code for a protein of 178 amino acids. The transcript has a single exon. Gene Ontology annotation, biological process: intracellular protein transport; vesicle-mediated transport. Gene Ontology annotation, cellular component: plasma membrane; cytoplasm. The record is from RefSeq and is a predicted model, not a curated record.